Molecule: messenger RNA, 3746 nt
Organism: Cimex lectularius (bed bug)
Lineage: Eukaryota; Metazoa; Arthropoda; Insecta; Hemiptera; Cimicidae
Gene: DAAM
Product: disheveled-associated activator of morphogenesis 1
Exons: 18
Coding region: 163-3612 (1149 amino acids)
Biological process (GO): actin cytoskeleton organization; positive regulation of actin filament polymerization
Molecular function (GO): actin binding; small GTPase binding
Source: RefSeq, a predicted model, not a curated record
UAAAGUUUUUUGUUUCUUAUUUUCUAUUUGCGUUAUUUUUUUCCUUCUUUAUCGUUAUAUUAUUUAUAUUGUCCAAAGGUGUAGCGGGACCGAUUUCACGAGUUUUUUUGGAGGGAGAGGAAGACGAGGCGCUGAUUUCGGGUCGAUGUCCGCAGCAGCCUAAUGAUGCUGAGCUUUUUCUAUUCAAAAGACGGUGGUUGGUGCGGCGCCUCUUUUGUAGGAGCGCUCGCAGAAAGGCUUAGCGGUCUCUGCCCCAAGAUGCCUGCUGUCAGAGCAAAGCGGGGUUGGUGCGGCUGCUUGCAGGACGAUGAGCCGCCCGAAAUUACAUACUGCGUCGUCGACCAAACCGGUACCCUUUCCCUCCAGACUCUCACCCCUACUCAGCCGAUUCCUCCUGAGGAUGAACUCAACCUCAAAUUUUCUGAGCUGGUUGACGAGCUCGACCUCACAGCACCAAACAAAGCUGCGAUGCUGGCAUUGCCCAAGGAGAAAAAAUGGCAAAUCUACUGCAGUCAGAAAAAAGAUAUCGAAGGACAACAAACAGAUUUAUCACAGUUGCCAGAAAAUUACAUCGAAGCAAUGAAGAACUUGUCACUUACUCCGGCCAAUGAGUGCGAUGCGCUUGAUGAUUUACAAUUGGCGACGGCAACGAGGACCCUAGAUGGCGUGAAGACUGCAUUGAGGACUCAGCCUCACAGUUUUGUACAGGGUUUUCUUGAAUCCGGCGGUCUCACGUCCCUUCUGGCACUUCUCGAUGGAAUGGACUACACGACAUCGCAGUCGACCGUACACACCUCGCUCAUUGGAUGUGUGAAAGCGCUUAUGAACAACUCAACCGGGCGUUCACAUGUCCUCGCUCAUCCCACCGCAAUCCAAACUAUUGCAAGAAGCCUAAGUUCAGAAAACAUCAAAACUAAAAUUGCCGCGUUAGAAAUUUUAGGAGCUGUAUGUCUCGUGCCAGGAGGGCAUAAAAAGGUCCUUGAUGCCAUGACUCACUACCAGGCUUUCACUUCUGAGCGAUGCAGAUUUCAAGGCAUCAUCAAUGAUCUAGACCGAUGGACUGGUCUAUACCGAGAUGAGGUGAAUCUCAAAACGGCAAUAAUGUCUUUUGUAAAUGCAGUACUUAGCUAUGGGCCAGGUCAGGAGAAUCUCGAGUUUCGUUUACACCUUCGCUAUGAGUUCAUGAUGCUUGGGAUACAGCACGUCAUUGAAAAACUGAGAAAGCACGACAAUCAAAACCUUGACAGGCACAUAGAUUUUUUUGAGAUGCUCAGAAAAGAAGAUGAGAAAGAGCUAGAGAGAAAAUUCAAUGUGGACAAAGAUUUUGAUCUGACCAGUGCGACCUCGAUGUUUGAAGUGGUAAGAAGGAAACUUAGCCAUACCGCUGCGUAUCCACAUUUGCUCUCACUACUCCAGCAUUUUCUUUUACUUCCAUUGGAUUACGGAAGCCAGCCCCAGCAUUGGCUCCUCUUUGAUAGGAUUGUACAGCAAAUCGUGACACAGACUGACAACGGAACGAACCACGACGUGUCAAUCGUAGACAUAAAUGUCAAAGAGAUUGUUCAAUUGUUGGUGAAAGAAGAAGAAUUGAUUGCUGCAAGAACAAAAGCAGAAGAGCUUGAGAAAGAAAAUACUGAAAUGGCAAGCAAACUCGCUAAGAAAGAGCAGGAGCUGGACCAAAAGAUACAAGAAAAAGAAGACUUAGAAGCUAGUAUGGUAAGGACUAAAGAGAGGCUUGAAAAAGAGACAGCUGCACAUUUAGAAACAAGGCAGAAAGUAUCGGCACUUGAAGACUCUGCAGCAGAACUUCAACAUAGAUUGGAGCUUGAAGAGAGGGAAAGAAGGCGACUUGAAGUGUUGCUGAGUGAAGGAAGCCUGCCUGAUGAUACCAAGGCUGAAGGGUUGAACAUGGUCAAUGGUCAUCAUCAUUUACCACCACCUCCACCUCCACCUCCUGCUGCGCCAUUGCCACCGCCGCCACCUCCUCCAACGGCGUUGGCACCACCCGGCCCUCCUGUCCUUUCAGCUAACCCACCACCGCCUCAGCAGACAGUGAGACCAGCCAAGAACGUGCCAAAGCCGUCGAACCCACUGAAGUCGUUCAACUGGUCCAAGCUCCCUGACACAAAACUUUCCGGUACUGUAUGGACCGAACUGGACGACACCAAGCUCUACAACUGUAUGGACCUUGAAAGCAUCGAUCGCCUUUUCUGCGCCUACCAGAAAAACGGUGUUGCUGGGUUUAAACGUAAAAGUCAAGAAGACGAUUUAGAAAAUUGUGAAUCUCAGAAGGUUAAUGAAGGUUCAAUUGAAGAUUUACGUCAACUGGGAAAAAACAAAACCAAAAUUCUUAGUGUAAUAGACGGACGAAGGGCUCAAAAUUGCACCAUUUUACUUUCGAAGCUGAAACUCUCCGAUGAAGAAAUCACAAAGGUGAUCAUGAGCAUGGAUUCGAGGGACGAACUGCCACCAGAUAUGGUUGAACAGCUACUCAAGUUCACGCCAAGCUCUGAAGAAGCCGCUCUGCUUGAAGAACACUCUGAGGAAAUCGACAACCUCGCACGUGCCGAUAGGUUUCUCUAUGAAAUAUCAAAGAUCCCUCAUUACGAACAGCGCCUUAGAUGUCUCCACUUUAAAAAACGGUUCUACCACUGGACGGGUGAGGUCCAACCGCGGAUCAAGGCCGUUAUGGAAGCAUCGAGGGAGACGACUCGUUCACGCCGACUACGCAAAGUGCUUGAGGUUGUCCUCGCCCUUGGAAACUAUAUGAACAGGGGUGCGAGGGGAAAUGCUUGCGGCUUCAGACUUGGAUCGCUCAAUCGACUAGCUGACACAAAGUCAAGUCAAUGUAAAGGAACCACCCUUUUGCACUACUUAGUUGAAGUUUUACAAAAUAAAUUCAAGGAUGCACUGAAACUUGAAGAAGACAUGCCACAUGUUAAAGAAGCAGCAAAAGUCAGUCUGCAGGAGUUAGAAAAGGAUAUGUCACAACUCAAAGUGAACUUGAAGGAAGCUGAAAGAGAACUGGAAUUCCAGAGAGUUCAACCGGUUGUUCCUGGUGACAGGUUCCUCCCUGUGAUGAAAGAUUUUGUCGCUGUUGCAACGUGCAGGUUGACUGAGUUGGAAGACAUGUUUCAUGAUAUGAAAACAAGGUUUGACCGUGCUGUUCGGACAUUUGGUGAAGACAACUCUUCGAUACAGCCUGACGACUUUUUUGGUAUCUUUGAUGCCUUCCUAAUAUCUUUCGCUGAUGCACGGACUGAUAAUGAGAACUGGAGAAAGCGUAAGGAGGAGGAGGAGAAACGAGCCAGGCAGGAAGCCGAGAUGAAGAAAAGGACUAUGGAAAGAAAGAAUUCAAGGACUGUUGAAAAGUCACAGCUUGGAGCUGCAUUACACAACGGAAUGCACAACGGCGUUCAGAAUGGAAAAGGCCAGAACGGUGCUAAGGGUGAAUUCGAUGAUCUCAUAUCGGCUCUGAGGACUGGCGACGUAUUUGGAGAAGAUAAGAUUAAAAGAAGUCGCAAAUCACGUUUCAACGCAUCGCCACCACGACGCAACUCCCUUAACCGAGAAGAUUCACGCGAACGAGUGAUUUCCAGAAUCCAGAGUUAAUUUAUGCAAUCAAACCUUACCGAGAUUUUAUCCAAUAUUUUUAACACAAGAUGCUAGUCGUCAAAUUUAUUUUAUUCAAACAACCAAAGAGGUUUUACAAAAUUGAUUUUCUCAAAUAAAGUUAUUUUUAUUAA